AUGUCAAACAAUUUUCCUUAUAUGAAAGCCAACACGUAUCUCUUUAUGGUACAAGCUCGAGGAAUAAUGUUGAGAGAAAAUGUGAAAACGAUAGGACAUAUGAUCAGGCUUUACACAAAUAAGAACACGACACUCAACGGUACAGCCAACACGUAUCUCUUUAUGGUACAAGCUCGAGGAAUAAUGUUGAGAGAAAAUGUGAAAACGAUAGGACAUAUGAUCAGGCUUUACACAAAUAAGAACACGACACUCAACGGUACAGAUUAUCCCGAAGGCAGUAAUUCAAGUGAUUAUCUUGUUCAGACAACAACGUAUCUUCCGGAAAACUUCACGUACUCUCCAUACCUCCCCUGCCCAGAAAAACUGCCUUACAUGCGGGGAUUUCUCAAUGUCAACGUAAGUGAAGUCAGUUUUGAUGAAAUUCAUCAACUCUUCUCCAAGGAUGUAGACAUUGAGCCCGGAGGACACUGGAGACCGAAGGACUGCAAGCCCAGGUGGAAGGUGGCAGUGCUCAUCCCUUUCCGCAAUCGCCACGAACACCUGCCAAUUUUCUUCUUGCACCUGAUUCCGAUGCUCCAGAAACAGCGGCUGGAAUUUGCCUUUUAUGUCAUCGAACAGGAUGCUCUGCUCUGCUUUGUUUUUAGUCUUCCAUAUAAAGAGUUCUUUGGUGGUGUAAGUGGACUGACCGUGGCGCAGUUUAGGAAGAUCAACGGCUUUCCUAACGCCUUCUGGGGGUGGGGAGGAGAAGAUGAUGACCUUUGGAACAGGGUUCACUACGCUGGGUAUAAUGUAACGAGGCCCGAGGGAGACUUGGGAAAAUACAAAUCCAUUCCUCACCAUCAUCGGGGUGAAGUCCAGUUUUUAGGACGAUACAAGCUGCUGAGGUAUUCGAAGGAGCGCCAGUACAUCGACGGGCUGAACAACUUAAUCUACGAGCCCACCAUCCUGGUGGACAGGCUGUAUACAAACAUCUCCGUGAACCUCACGCCAGAGUUGGCUCCAAUCGAAGACUAUUGAAGAAGUCACUGUCAUGGCAACGGAGACUGCGAUGCUGAUCAUAAACUCAGGGUGCGCUCUUGAAGGAGGUCAGUGGAUGGACGUGUUCCGGGCCCGUUAUGCAGAGGAGCCGACAGUCUCAGUGACCACAGUGUGGGGUUGUCUACAGCAGCCUCCUUCCUCCCAUCCCGAGACCCGCCCCCCCCAACCCCCCCAGCGAGCGCUCCGGAGACCAGGUGCCAUCGCUAAGACUGGAGGUUAAGAGCGCCCUGCAAAGGAAGACAUUUUUAUACGGAAAUCUAUCAUUUAACUCAAGAGAAUGCUUUAUUUCUGUGGAAACCUGUUUUGUACAUAGGGGAUGUACACUGAUGUGUUGAAAUUGUUGAACAAUAAGGUGUGUUGCAGUUUUGCAUGUAAUGGCUUAUGCCUUUAUUGGGCUUUUAUAAACGUUUUUUUAUUUGCAUGGAACAAACAGUGUACGUUUAUGAGACUGAACAAAGGCUAACCCUUGUGUGACAUGAAGGAACUGUCAAUAAUUGACAGCCAAUGGCUACAGUAAGCUGUUAUACUAGUUUUGAGCUUAGACCUUCAGCCUCUGUGUGGGGAGAAGUCAGCUUCCCUAGGGCCCUGAGGGUAGAAGAAACGGCUUAGGCCGCUUUUCUUCCUGCCAGGAUGGCCUGUUUUUUCCCUUGCUUGCAGUCUCAUCAGAUUUUGCUAAAUCACAACCGUAAUGUUUAUGCAUAUUGCAUGACUAAUGCCAAGAAAAAAUCUUAAAAGUUAUGGUGUGACAUGAGAUCAAGGACCUCCUCAUGUUAAAUGCUUUUCAUGUACCUCUGGUGUAAGUGUCAGGGAUUUUGUGCCUCAAAAAAUGUUCCCAAUGUUGUGUGUGUUUGUACACUUUUUUGUUUGUUUGUUUGUUUUGGUUAAUAGUGAAUAGCACUUUUAUUAUUUCCAGUUCAGAGGAGCCAAAAAUUUUUUUAGUUUAAAAAAAAAUCAAAACAAUUUUUUAAAAGAAUGUGUUAUAUGCAAAACCCAAUAGUACCUAUAAUAUACAAAUGAAUUAUACUAUUAGAUAAGAAAUGAAAUGUUAUAUUUUUAUGAAGAUAAAUGCUUAGUAGGUAGAAAAUAAAUUUUAAGUUCAAUUCUCAGACUCAUAGAAUUCAAGUUUGGAAGGGAUUCUUUUUAAUCUUGCCCAAUUUCAUUCAAACUGUAUUUUUUUUUCACUUUUAAGAAAUUACAUCUCCGGUGUUCAUUAUUAAAAUUUCCUCACUGAAAGCAUAAUUUAAUAGAAUUAUAUUCUAAUACAUCAUCAGCUAUCUCAAUAUGUUGAUGUUAUAAGGCACGUCUCAGAAAACAGGUCUUAUUACCUGACAUUAAGUAUAUUACUUUAUCUUAAGUUUGGAUGAAGUUUUUAUGGCAAAGCCAAACAGUAUUUUUACUUUGAAAAUGAUCAAUUAUUGUUAACCAAAGAUUCGUUAAAUAUCUUAAGGUAUUUUCACAAAUUUAAAACAAAAAAAUCGUUUAUCUAUACAGUGAAUCUUUAACAACAAUGACGAACAAUAGAAAUCUGUAUUUGAGAGAUGUGUGGAUAACAGUUGACUCAUAGAUUGUUCACCUAAAAUAGAAAUAUGGUAUUUAUCUCAGGUUGUAAGUUUGACUUUUGAAGUUGGCGUUUUCCAUGGCAAUAUUGGUAACACAAAUGAUCACUAACCAAAUCACAAAAUAAGUAAAUUUCUUGUACUUUUAGAAAACUGAUAGCUCUCUGUUAUGAAACAAAACAGAGUUUUCCCACAUUUUUUUCUUAGAAAUAUUUCCAAAAUAUUUGUCUCUAAUUUUUUUUUUUUUUGCUUGUACUGAAAAUAGUGAAUAAUCAAACUGCUGAAAGUAAAUGUGUUCUUAAUUUGUCUAUCUGUUCAUUUGCUGUCUCUCAUAGUCAAUGUAGUUGUUUAAUUCAAUGAAAUGGAAGAAAGUAAAUUAGGAAGUUACCAUUUGUUGAUCACUAACAAGAUAGUUGGGGCAUAGGAACAUAAUUAAUCCAUAAAAUAAUUAAAAAUACUUUAGUUGGGGUAAUUAGGACUGUUUCGGAGUCUUAUUAGGAAAUCAUAUAUUUUUUUAAUGUGAAGCUGCCCAAAUUUUGGAAUCGUUUUAUUUUGAUAUACAUUUUAUAAUUUCAAGAGAACUCAGUUCUACUAGUAUCUGCCUUAUUUUUUUGGAUUAAGUCUAAUAGUAAUUUUUGUUUUAGCUGUGGGCCAUGAAUAUUUUGCUUUUUUUCAGUUUUGAAUAUGGCAUGUUGUUCUGUGAAAAACAUCUUACUAGUUUGCUUUUUGUCUUUUGUUUGUUUUUACUGUGCUUCUUCACUGCAGACUUAAAAUUGAUUUUUGCCUGUAAUCAUUUAUAUGUUUCAAUAAAAGUGACAGAGUUUUGCCCAAUUAAUCUUUAUUAUCAGAAAAUAAAUCUAUUCCACAAGACUAACAAAUAUAUUGUAAAUCUUUUUGUUUGGUGGAUAUAUUAGUGAACAUGUGUUCUUAUCUACUCUGUCAGGUGGGAUGCUAGGUAUGUCUACGGAAAAAGCACUUCAUUUCUAAACAAAUCAAGUCAGGCAAGUGUAAACCUUUCUAAAAUGAAGACACCCUCUGAUAACUUAAUCAUUGUAUUUCUUAAUCUC
Molecule: messenger RNA, 3661 nt
Organism: Myotis brandtii (Brandt's bat)
Lineage: Eukaryota; Metazoa; Chordata; Mammalia; Chiroptera; Vespertilionidae
Gene: B4GALT6
Product: UDP-Gal:betaGlcNAc beta 1,4- galactosyltransferase, polypeptide 6
Exons: 9
Coding region: 1-1017 (338 amino acids)
Biological process (GO): carbohydrate metabolic process; glycosphingolipid biosynthetic process
Molecular function (GO): UDP-galactose:glucosylceramide beta-1,4-galactosyltransferase activity
Source: RefSeq, a predicted model, not a curated record